GGUAGCACACACACGUACUGCUCGAAUAUAAUAUAUUAUAUUGUUUAGUUGUGCGUUUGUGUUAAUCGAAUUAUGUACGCUACAAGCUAGGUUGUUCAGCACAAAUAUAUCAGGAUGGCGGGUCGGCUGUGGGUGGUCUUCGUUGCCAUAGCAACCGUUGCUGCCGAUGAAGCCUCGGAUCCUCAAGGACUACUCGAAGCAGCUUCUGAAGCGGCAUCGCCUGAAGAAUUUACGGUGUACGUCGGUCGCUGGACAGAAUGCUCCGUAACUGAUGUAGAGAAUAUAAAAACUAUCGAAAGGUAUAACAUACGAAUAGAGACGGAUUCCCUCGUACAUACACCACGGCUUGGUCUCCAGCGCAGGCAGGUGCAAUGUCGGCGGAAGGAUGGACAAUUUGUCGAGAAUAUGUAUUGCGGCGCUGCAGUAUCAAACAUAGGUGCUACGCGUGUGUGCGUGAUGCGUGAAAACUGUUCGUUAGGCGAAUGGUUGCCAUGGCGACCGCGGCCGGACGGCUCGCUCGUACGCACCAGGAGGCUGCGCCGGCUGCCGCAAGGCGGUGGAAAGGAAUGCGACGUUGUGGAAGAAGUGAGGCCCGCUGCGAUGGAAGCGAGUGCCCACUGGACGCCGGGCCCGUGGGGCUCCUGUCGGGUCGCUGUAGAACAAUCCGCCACGCCCGCUCCACCCAAUGACGAAGAAGACGACGCAGACGACGACGAUGCGAUCUACGACGAGGACGAUGAGUCGGACGAAGGUGACAAGGACAGUAACGCGAGCUGCGGCGGCGGUGUGCAGCGGCGCGAGGCCACAUGUGUGCGUGCGGACGGGAGAGCGCUGCACCCAGCACAGUGUGCACAUGCGCCCAUGCCAACCCUGGUGCAGCCGUGCGAGGUUCCUUGUCCCCGUGACUGUGAGGUGGGCGAAUGGAGCGAUUGGGGAGCGUGUCAACCAACCGAUGGCUGUCCACUGUUUCCCGUACAACAACUCACUACUACUGGAUAUAGCGUACGUCGUCGUCGCAUCAUCGCAGCGGCAUCCGGCGGUGGGGCCCCGUGUCCUCCGCUAGAAGAGAAGCGAACGUGUAGCACACCACGAUGCGCAUCGUGGAAAGCGCUCCCGUGGGGCCCCUGCGUGCUCAACCAACAACAUAGCACUUGUGGACCAGGACGGCGUAGUCGGGAGUUGAGAUGCAUGGGACAUGAUGGAAAAGAAGCACAGCGUGCUUGGUGUAGCGGCAGCGGGGCUCCCGCACGUACUGAGCGGUGCCGCAUUGCAUGUCCCGGCGACUGUGUGGUCACCUCGUGGGGCCCCUGGUCGGCGUGCUCUGCGGCCUGCCUCGCGCCCGGACAUGCGAGACCUACGCGUACUAGGAAGAGGUUCAUUGUGGCACAUGCGUCGCCAAAUGGCUGGCCAUGUCCCGCCCAAGAGCUGCUAAUACAAAACGAAACCUGCAACACUCACGCGUGCGGCACUUACUCGUGGCUCGCUACACCUUGGGGCCCCUGCGAGCGACGCAAUCAAGAUUACAUCCCUGCUAAUAAUUACACUGAUUUACUGGAUACUGAUGUUUUCAACCAAAGCGAUGAUGAGGAACCUUGUAUCGAAGAAGGCGAAAUGACGAGGGAUGUGAUGUGCGUGCAGAAUAACGCUGAUGUUGUAAGAGAAGCUCUUUGUGCGCCCCUGAAACGGCCUGCUUCACGUCGGGCGUGCACAAUUCGUUGCAAACGAGGGUGCCGCGUCGAAGCCUGGAUGCCUUGGUCUACGUGCCCUAACACUUGUGAUCCCGGCAAGCAAGUGCGAAUCCGCCGUGUGCACGGGGGCCCCAACUGCGGGCCGCUGCAGGAGUCGCGUGAUUGCCCCGUGCCCCGUUCCUGUGGUGCGCGCAGCCCUGGCUGGGUCACUGGCGAGUGGAGCACGUGUAGACUGCCACCCGCACAACGCUGCGGCAUCGGGUAUCGAGUUAGAAGCAUCUGGUGCGGCUCGGAGUCGCACCGCGUGGAAGCUGGCUCGUGCGCGGGCGAGAGCGUGCCGGCCAGCGUCGCGCCGUGCCGAGUCAGCUGUGACGCAGCUGCACCGCUCGACUGCUCUACCGUGUGCACAGACCCACUCAAGUAUUUAGAUGCAUCGGACCCCGACAUUCCGGCCUGCGUGUGCAAAAACGUUAGCUUGGAACUGUUACCCGCUGACUCCGAUUGUAUACUUCCUUUUGGAAUGGAAUGUGGAGAAGGAAGGUCACUCCGAGCUGCCCGCUGUAUGGUCGCCGGUAGAGAUGUGCCAAUGGAUGUUUGCAAGAAGUUCCAUCCGCUUACAGGGCCUCGCCGUGUCCGGGAAGCGUCCACUGACGGGUUCACAUACGACACCGAGUUCGGCUCGCUCCUCCGCGGCACGUGCAGUGUGCGGUGCGCGCGCGACUGUACCGCGGGGCCCUGGGCCUCGUGGGGCCCCUGCGCGUCAGAGCCGGGAUCCAAAGCGGCCUUCCGUUUCCGUACUAGAGAAGUGAUAGAGGAAGGUUCAGCUGGUGGACGCGAGUGUGGUGCUACACUGCAGCGUGCUACCUGCACCGAGCUAGAGCCGCGCUGGCGCGUGGGCAGCUGGGACGUGUGCGCGCCCGACCGCACGCUCUGCGGGCCCUCGUACAUCAAGCGGGACGUGGCAUGCGUGGACGGGCAAGGCACUAAACUCGACGACUCUGUGUGCGAAGCGUCUGGUGCCGGGGUGACACCGGACCGCGUGUCGACGUGCCACAUGCCGUGCCCUGCGGACUGCGUGCUUAGCCCGUGGUCUGAGUGGAGCCCUUGUGAAAUGACGAAAUGGGGCGGGCGUCGCGACCGCACACGCGUAGUCCUGCGCCCCGCGGAAGCUGGCGGCAUGCGUUGCUCACCGCUCGUAGCCGCGGAGCCGUGCGAGCCGCUCGCGUACGCGUGGCACACCGCGCCGUGGGACGACUGCCAGCCGCUAGGUGGAUCUCCAUGUGGAGAAGGGACCAAGAGAAGAGCCGUGCGUUGCUUGCGCAGUGAUGGAGUUUUUGUGAAUGAUACCUUCUGCCCAAACGCGACCGCAAGCGAAGCGCGCGAGUCUUGGUGCUACGUGCCGUGUGGCGUGGACUGCGAGGUGGGCGAGUGGGCCGCGUGGGAUACAAGUGCUUGCUCCUGUGGGGAUGCUUCCACCGCGAGGCACAUGCGUCGCACAAGACAACACCUAAGCUCAGCGGUGUGGCCGGGACGCGCGUGCCCGCCCACUGAGCAGCGCGCGCCGUGCCCACGGGAGCCGUGCUUACGACUUGUCGCUAGACCUAUGCUGGGUUGCCAUGUGCAGACGUCAUCUGGCGAAGAAGCGGAAGGAGCCUGUGGUUGGGGCGUGCGAGUAUCUCACGCGCGCUGCGAGCUCGCCAGCGUGUCGGACGAGCCGCUCGGCGACGCGUUCCUGGAGCCGUGGCGCUGCUCCACCGCGCUGCCGGGACGCAUUGUGGCGCCGCCGCUGCAGCACCAGGAGGACGAACUAUGCGAAGUGGAAUGUGGGUGCAACGAGUCAGAGCUGGGCCAGCCGGGCCCGUGGGGCUCGUGGGGCCCGUGCCGUGGCGGGGCUCGCUCGCGCACACGACAACUGUUAGUACCACCGCGACGCGCUUGCCGGACUUCUUCCAGAUACGUGACGAUCGAGUGGGCCAACUGCAGCGGCGACGCGGACGAGAUCCCCGACCUGCUCGCGGUGGAGCCGCGCGAGGACAAGCCGCGCCGCGCCGCGCACGAGCGGGAAGUGUACCAUGAUGGAUAUAUUGAGGGAAGCACAUCGCUUCUGGCUGUGGUGUGGACUGCCACUAUUAUACUCAGCUUGUACGGGGCGAUCAUGCUUUACCGCGGACUUCUUAGGUGUCUACGAAGCCGUCGGAUGAAGACCAUCACCAAAGUGUAAACGGGCAGGAAUGCAAUAUUGGCAGCUUUAUGUUAAACAACUACGACACAAUUGCUGAUUUCACAGUAAUUUUACUGUUAACAAUGAUACCAAUGUUUCCAUUUUGUUAUUGUGUAAGCACCAAAAAAUGUUUUUUUGAUAGUUAAUAAAGUCUAGUAUAGUGUU
This is a messenger RNA of Colias croceus (clouded yellow), 4074 nucleotides long. RefSeq names its product thrombospondin type-1 domain-containing protein 7A-like. The transcript is spliced from 29 exons. Bases 115 to 3909 code for a protein of 1264 amino acids. The record is from RefSeq and is a predicted model, not a curated record. NCBI's taxonomy places the organism in Eukaryota, Metazoa, Arthropoda, Insecta, Lepidoptera, Pieridae.